AUCAAAAACACCGCGCUGACCUCCGAAGAUUUCUGUUUCUGCCUUUUGUUUGUUCUUCGGCGAUCGCGACCCCGUGAAGUGGAAGUUCCGGGGCUCCGCCGACGGCGUGAGGUGGACCACCCUGCAGCACCAGUCCGAGGGCUACAAGACCGACGCCAAGCGCCUGGAGCUCCAGAGCUUCGUGUUCGGGGAGACGGAGCCGAAGGAGCCCGCGGCGCCGCGGGGCCGCCCGCGAGCGAGCAGGCCGCGGACGCCUCGGGCAGCCUGCCGAAGGAGAGCUGGUCCCCCGCCGACGACGGGGUCUCCGCGGCGUCCGCGGCGGCGUCGCGGCAGGCGGUGGUCGAGUCUGCGGAGUGGCAGUUCGAGGAGGCCGCGGGCGCGAGCCAGCGCAAGAAGGAGGAGGAGGGCUCGCCGGACGCGGCCCUGACGGCGUGCCUCUCCACGCUCGGCGCCCUCCUCCUGCUCGCGGCGGGCGCCGCCGCGGCGUACGGCCUGCUGUGGCCGCGGCCCGCCGCGGCCGAGGCGGCCAGCAAGGGCGGUCGGACGCGCUCGGAGGGGGAGGAGGACUCAGAGCGGGACACGGCAGCCGCUGGGGAUCGGACUGGUCUCUGACGCCAGCGCGGGCUCUGCGUGCGCUGCCAGGUUCGCAGGAGGCGCCUACGUCCAGCAAGAAAGUUGUCGGCUUGGGGCGUUGGGACCGGGAGAAGUGAGAGCGAUGUCCAUCUUACAGCGCAUGUUGCAGGUGCUACGGCACCGUCGUGUCCUGUGUCUGCCCAGACCCUUCCCUCCCAACGCGGCACGUUGCGCCUCCCCAAUCCCUCUGCGCGGCCGCCUUGGUCUUCUGUUCCUCCUCUUGCCUGCAGGCCAGUUUGCCACUUCGGCGGCUCCGAGUUGCCACAGGGUGGAGCGCACCGCCCCUGCCUCGCUGGCGACGGACAACAAGUGUCACGGAUCCCCUUCUCUCUUUCGCACCUGGAAUGCGCUUGUCUACUGUCGGCUGCGCUCGGCCCCGCAGCGAGCUUGGGCGCGCAGGCGCCUGCCGCUGCCGCCCCGGACGUCGGCGUCGCUGGGGUGGGCAGCCGCAUACGGCUGCUGGCCUGGACAUCGUCCGCAUCUUUGGGUC
Prorocentrum cordatum is the source of this 1123-nucleotide messenger RNA. The record is from the annotation of a GenBank genome assembly. NCBI's taxonomy places the organism in Eukaryota, Dinophyceae, Prorocentrales, Prorocentraceae.